Molecule: messenger RNA, 1315 nt
Organism: Caenorhabditis elegans
Lineage: Eukaryota; Metazoa; Nematoda; Chromadorea; Rhabditida; Rhabditidae
Gene: bath-20
Product: BTB domain-containing protein
Exons: 7
Coding region: 183-998 (271 amino acids)
Source: RefSeq, marked reviewed
UCCUGGAUCGAGCAUCAAUUCAAAGAUGUUUUUAUUAGAGACGAAAUUUCACGGGAACACACAGCAGAGUGCUUCAAAUGCGUGUGGAGCUAUGCAAAUAACAAAUUGACCUGGAAAUUCGACUGGACAGGACUAAAAUCAUUUGGAGUGUGUGGAAUGUCGGGAUAUGAGAACUAAACGAAAUGGUCGUCGCUAACAAGGAAUUCAAGCUUUCGCACGUUUUCACAAAUGUAUUGAAAAUGAAAGACGGUGAUGAAUUGUAUUCUCCACAAGAAAUGCAUUUCAAUAUCCCAUGGAUGCUGAAAAUUAAACGCAAUGCUGAUCAUUUGGGAGCCUACUGCUAUUGCCUCAAACUGCCAAAAGAUGAAGAUGGUGUCGCCUGGACCAUUGAUGGACAUUUUGAACUGACAGCCCUUGAUCCAAAUGGCUAUCGCUCCCUGUCCGGUCUGCCCUAUUUGGACUGUGUGUUUACAAAUAAAAGGUGUAGCAGUGGACGUGCAAAGUUUAUGAGUUGGAAUGAAAUGAUAGAGGACUACCUGAUCAAUGACAGCAUUACCAUUGAAGUGGCUGCCAAAAUCACGAAGAUGUCUGGAGUGAUUGAAAAUCUGCACAGAUUCUUUGAUAAAUCAAUGAAACAAUUCUCCGAUGUGGUUAUUGACGUGAAAGGAACAAAGUUCUAUGUCCUCAGAAAGCUGCUCGCCUUCCACUCAACUUAUUUCUACACCCUUCUCGGGGAUUCUACUGAAUCGAAAGUCACAAUCUCUGACAUCAACGCAGAUGAUUUUCAGACACUUCUUGAGGUUCUCUACGGAGAAUCUGCGAUUAAUGACAGUAAUGUCGAUGGAUUACUCCAAUUUGCUCUCAAGCAUGAGAUUCUGCUCGCAAUCCAGAAAUGCAUCGAGUUUCUCAGCGAAAAAUCCGAAAAACCAAUGAAGGAUCGAGUCAAAAUCGCGAAGCAGCACAAACUGUACAAUUUGAAGAAAGCAUUAAAGGAUUAAAAAAAGGAUUAAAGGACGAUCCGUUCUUUAAGUGCUAUGCACUGCGGAUCUGGGAUUCAGGUACACUGCCUGGUGGUGAUCCCUCUGGGCUGUAAUUUAAGCCACGCCCUACUCAUGAAAAUCAAGACAACGGAUGAAAUCAAAGCGGCAUUGUCAGAAGAUCUGUUGGAAAUGGACACUACCGUGGUGGCGGCGCUUCUCCAGAAGGCAUUGAAAAUUAAAUAAUUUCCUGAAAAUCGAUAUUUCCCGGUUUUUGAUCUUUUCUAUUGGUUUUGCUGUCUAUGUUGCCGACUUUUGGAAUAAAAUUAAGCAUUAUA